Messenger RNA from Vidua macroura (Pin-tailed whydah), 1083 nucleotides. Its product is annotated as serine/threonine-protein kinase PAK 3-like. Gene Ontology annotation, biological process: regulation of MAPK cascade; intracellular signal transduction; regulation of axonogenesis. The transcript is spliced from 9 exons. Gene Ontology annotation, molecular function: protein serine/threonine kinase activity; ATP binding. The annotation marks the transcript as partial. The record is from RefSeq and is a predicted model, not a curated record. Gene Ontology annotation, cellular component: cytoplasm. Lineage: Eukaryota; Metazoa; Chordata; Aves; Passeriformes; Viduidae.
AGUGUGGGAGAUCCAGAGAAGAAGUACACUGGAUGGAGACCUAUUGGCAGUGGGGGGUUUGGAACCGUUUAUAAGGCCUUCAACGCUGCCACAGGACGAGCAGUGGCCGUAAAGCAAGUUAAUCUCCAGCAGCAGGGCUGCGAGGAUGUGUUGAAGGAAAUCCUGGUCAUGAAGGAAUAUAAGAACCCCAAUAUUGUCACCUACCUAGAAAGCUACCUUGUCAGUGAGGAUGUCCUGGUGGUGUUGGAGUAUAUGGAUGGAGGCUCCUUAGCUGAUGUGGUCAGCAUGAAAAGGAUGGCUGUAGGACACAUAGCAACAGUGUGUCGGGAGUGCCUGCAAGGCCUGGCUUUCCUUCAUGCCAACCAGGUGAUCCACAGAGACAUCAAAAGUGACAACAUCCUUCUGGGCCGGGAUGGCUCCGUCAAGCUGGCCGAUUUUGGCCUCUGUGCUCCGCUCAGCCCUGAGCAGAGUAAACGGAGGUCGAUGGUCGGGACCACUUGCUGGAUGGCACCCGAGGUGGUGAGAAGACAGCCAUACGGCCCCAAAGUGGACAUCUGGUCCCUUGGCAUUGUGGGAAUAGAAAUGGCCAAAGGAGAGGCUCCUUAUAUUCGGGAAACGCGUGAGAGGGCUAAGUACCUGAUAGGCAAGCAAGGCGUACCAGACCUGCACAAGCUCAGGCUGCCCUCUGGCUUGUGUGAAUUUCUGGGCUGCUGCCUGCAGAUGGAUGUGGACAGGCGAGGCUCUGCCAAGGAACUUCUGCAGCAUCCAUUUCUCCAGUCAGCAGAGCCUCUCUUAAGCCUCUUCUGACAGCCUGAUCGCUGUCAUCCCUGCAGCCAAGUCAUGCAGGAAGCAAAGGAGAUGACAAGGACCACUUCAGCACUUGGAGAACUGAACCUGUGAGAACAGAUCACAUGGGCCCCUGCCAUCUAAAUCCCAACUCUAAGGGCUUUUCAAAUGAAAAGGAAGGAAACUUGCAGCGAAGCAAUCGAGGAAGCAGAAGAGAUGACCAGGACCACUUCAGGAUUACUUCCUCCAAAGGCAGCUUGGAGCUGGACUCACAAUAAAAGUCCUAUACACCCCCAA